Messenger RNA from Andrographis paniculata, 1466 nucleotides. RefSeq lists its product as uncharacterized. Lineage: Eukaryota; Viridiplantae; Streptophyta; Magnoliopsida; Lamiales; Acanthaceae. The record is from RefSeq and is a predicted model, not a curated record. The transcript is spliced from 8 exons. Bases 271 to 1287 code for a protein of 338 amino acids. Gene Ontology annotation, molecular function: pseudouridine synthase activity; RNA binding. Gene Ontology annotation, biological process: tRNA pseudouridine synthesis.
AUGCUACCACCUCCAUUUUCUUUCCUGUCAUCGCUCUCUCUCUCAUUCUCACUCUCACUCUCAAUCCGAGGUUAAGAACCUCAAAACCCAGUUCAGUUGAUGUCUUUUUACUUGGCAGUGAAAGGGGGAAAUUAGGUUAUUAAUGAAAAGUAGAGAUUGAUUCGAUGAUUAUAAAUUUUCCAUCUGUAGAGACAUCUGAUAGGGGCUUUCGAACACUUAAUUGAUGCAUUUGGAUCAAGCUGCCAUCUCUCUGCAGAGAUAGAUACAUAAAUGCUCCGCCAGUUGCCGUCACUCCCUUUCAGUACCUCGAAAGUGUCGAGCAAAGGUAUCUCAGUUGGUCCUGGGGAAUUUAAGAUUACUCAGCUUCCAGUUCUGAGGUCAAGUUUCCAAGAGCUAAAGGACUUUAGCAAUGAUGUGGAAGACCGAAACAGGCUUGCCCUUCCAAGUUAUAAAUGGCGCUUGAUAAUUUCGUAUGACGGCACCCGAUUUUCAGGAUGGCAGUAUCAACAGUCAACGCCAACUGUGCAGUGUCUGGUGGAAGAAGCUUUGACGCGAAUCACCAAAUUAGAACGGGAUCAUCUUGGUUUAGUUGGUGCAGGUCGAACAGAUGCAGGAGUUCACGCCUGGGGUCAGGUGGCGCACUUCAACACACCUUUCAACUACGACAGCUUGGAGCACGUUCACGCAGCUCUGAAUGGUCUUCUUCCCUCCGACAUAAGAAUUAGAGAAAUUUGUUCCGUGCUUCCUGAAUUUCAUGCUCGUUUUUCUGUUAAAAGCAAGAUUUAUACAUACAGGAUAUACAAUGACACCGUCAUGGAUCCAUUUCAGAGGCACUUUGCUUAUCACAGCCUUUAUAAGCUCAACGCAGCCGCCAUGAGGAGUGCCGCUAGACAUUUUGUCGGGACCCAUAAUUUCUCCGCUUUUGCUAAUGCCUCGCACAAUGAUCGCACGCCAAAUCCAGUGAAGAAUAUAUUUCGAUUUGAUGUGACCGAGAUGGGAUCUAUGUUGCUGCUUGAAGUCGAAGGAUCGGGUUUUUUAUAUAGACAAGUCCGUAACAUGGUGGCGUUGUUGAUUCAAGUUGGGAAAGAAGCCGUUCCGGUGGACAUUGUUGCGGAUAUCUUGGCGUCGCGCAACCGGCGGGAACUGGCCAAGUAUGCGUUAUCAGUUCCUCCGCAUGGUCUGUGUCUGUAUGGUGUGAAGUACAAUGAGGAUCAUUUGGGACGUUGCCAUCCUCGGAGUUUUGGUAGGAAUCAUACUAUAACCAAAUGCAAAUUGCCAUUUUAUUGACCAAAGCUGUCCCUAACUCAGCUUCAGCUAGCCGACUGUAGUUGUGCAAUAUGUUUAAGUUAGAAGAGAUGUUUUGCAGGGAUUACUUUAACUCAAUUCUCUAGUUUAUCUUUUUGUUCAGACAGGCAUUUAAAUUAUUUGUUUAAACACAUUUAAUGUCAUUACCUUCACUUUUAUUA